Messenger RNA from Postia placenta MAD-698-R-SB12, 355 nucleotides. RefSeq lists its product as hypothetical. The annotation marks the transcript as partial. Lineage: Eukaryota; Fungi; Basidiomycota; Agaricomycetes; Polyporales; Adustoporiaceae. The transcript has 2 exons. The record is from RefSeq and is a predicted model, not a curated record.
CGUCCUACCUCUCGCGUCGUGCUGCAUAUGUAUGCUCGUGCAGGGCCUGUGGUGCGUUCCUGCUUGUCUGGACCCUCGUCUGUCUCGGAGACUAGAGCUGUGUUUGCAUGUGGUGUUUUCUCCGUUCCCUGCUGGCUGGCUGCUGUCGAGCACUACUACUGCCAUCUUGUCCUUCCAUCUACCGGACGAUCGCCUGCCUCAUCUGUGGUGGCUACUGCAAUAGUUCUCUCUUUCGCCCUUUGUCUCUCGUCUCUCGUCUCCUCCGGUCUGCUUGCAUCCGCUACGUCCCGCUCAUUGUCUCCGUCUUACUGUAGAUGCGCUAUAGUUAUUGGCUAUCCUGCUCUCUGCCGUAUCC